Humulus lupulus (European hop) is the source of this 621-nucleotide messenger RNA. RefSeq lists its product as uncharacterized. The record is from RefSeq and is a predicted model, not a curated record. The transcript has a single exon. Bases 1 to 621 code for a protein of 206 amino acids. NCBI's taxonomy places the organism in Eukaryota, Viridiplantae, Streptophyta, Magnoliopsida, Rosales, Cannabaceae.
AUGCUUUGUCAUAGAGUGACUGGUAUUCUUCCAAAGUUGGUUAACCAAAACCAAGGGGCAUUUAUAAAAGAUAGAUCUCUUGCUCAGAAUGUCUUAAUUCUCCAAGAUCUCUUAAAGGGUUACAAAAGGAAGUAUAGCUCUCCUCGGUGCUUAUUUAAGAUUGACUUGAGCAAAGCCUAUGACUCAAUCGAUUGGGACUUUCUUGAAGACUUGCUGAAAGUUUUAAAAUUUCCUGAUCGCUUCAUAAGAUGGAUCAUGAUUUGUAUGAGAGGUGCUUCUUAUUGCCUUAUGUUGAAUGGUCGCCUUCAUGGUAACUUUCAAGGAGGCAAAGGCCUUCGCCAAGGCGAUCCCAUUUCUCUGUUAUUGUUUGUUAUAGUUAUGGAGUACCUUACUCGAUCCUUAUUUCAAGCAGCUAAAGGAAAAGGUUUCAAAUUUCACCCAUUAUGUAAAUCUUUAAAUCUAAUUAGUCUAUGUUUUGCUGAUGAUUUACUUAUUGUGUGUAAAGCCAAUACUAGCUCCAUUCAAAUUAUUCAGCAUACAUUAGAGGAGUUUUCAGCUGCUUCAGGUCUGCUUAUCAAUAAAAGCAAAUCUAGAGCUUAUUUUGGUGGGGUUUCAGACUAA